This is a messenger RNA of Brettanomyces bruxellensis, 5580 nucleotides long. RefSeq lists its product as uncharacterized. The coding region runs from base 1 to 5580 and encodes 1859 amino acids. Gene Ontology annotation, cellular component: vesicle; actin cytoskeleton; cytoplasm. The transcript has 2 exons. NCBI's taxonomy places the organism in Eukaryota, Fungi, Ascomycota, Pichiomycetes, Pichiales, Pichiaceae. Gene Ontology annotation, molecular function: ATP binding; microfilament motor activity; actin filament binding. Gene Ontology annotation, biological process: actin filament organization; vesicle transport along actin filament. The record is from RefSeq and is a predicted model, not a curated record.
AUGACUGGAUCUUUUCCUUCAAAUUUCCAAGGGGAGGUUUGGGUUCCAGAUGACAAAACAACAUUUAGAAAGGGACAAAUUAUUGAUUACAUUGAGGAUGGCAAGAAGUGUAAGGUGCAGUUGGAUGGAUCAUCAGAUGUUAAUGUUUAUGACUGUGACAAAGUUGAAAAAUGCAACCCUCCGGCCUUUACAAAGUGUGACGAUAUGGCAUCUUUGACAUACUUAAACGAGCCAUCAAUUUUGCACAAUUUGAAGUUGAGAUACAAGGAUGACAACAUAUACACUUACUCUGGUCUUUUUUUAGUUGCUAUUAAUCCCUACAAGACACUGAAUAUAUACAACAAAGACUUCAUCAAACUGUACCGCAAUUCCGUGAAGAAAGAUACACCAUCUGAAAGCGACUUAUACUGCGAAACUACAACUGUGAGAAGCUCAAUGAAACCUCAUAUUUUUUCUGUUGCUGAGGAGGCAUACCAGAACUUACUCAGUGACAGUCAGGAUCAAAGCAUUCUUGUUACAGGAGAAUCCGGUGCCGGUAAAACUGAAAACACAAAAAAAGUGAUACAGUACAUUCUUGGUGUUUCUACAAGCGAGAACAAUAGGGAGAAGGCCAUGAAAUUAGAAACCCAGAUUAUGCAAGCAAACCCAAUUCUUGAAAGUUUUGGUAAUGCUACUACUGUGAGGAACUUGAACUCCUCCAGAUUCGGAAAAUUUGUCAAGGUUAACAUUUUGACUGCCUCAAAAGAGAUUAGUGGGUCCCACAUUGAUUGGUAUCUAUUGGAAAAGUCACGUGUUGUGAUGCAGGAGCCAGGGGAACGAAAUUAUCAUGCAUUUUACGAACUGUUAUCGGGAGCCUCUAACUCACUAUUGAAGAAACUUGACCUCUCGCGCUCAAUUGGAACAUAUAAUUACCUCAGAAAGGAGAAAUUAAUUAGUAUAGAUGACAAGCAUGAAUUUGAAAAUUUAGAGCAGGCAUUUGGUACUAUGAACUUUGGUGAGUCUGACAAAUUGAACGUUUACAACAUUUUAUCUGUGAUCCUCCAUCUUGGUAACAUCACUUUCAGAAACCCUCCAAAUGAUAACAGACAAGCUAUUAUGGCCGAUAAUUCAGAGCCAUUAGUGACUAAGAUAGCUGAACUUCUUUCAGUUUCCGGCCCUGAACUCAAAGCGGCAUUUCUCAAAUCUAGGGCCAAGGCUGGAAGAGAGAUCAUUGUCCAAAAUAGAACAGCCAGUCAGGCUAAGUUUGCGAUUGAUGCCCUCUCGAAAGGUUUGUAUGAAAGAUUAUUCCAGUACUUGGUUGACAAGAUCAACGAGACAUUUGACAACAACCGUCUUUUUACCAUGGAGAAGUCGAACUACAUCGGUAUUUUGGAUAUUGCAGGGUUUGAGAUCUUUAAAAAGAACUCGUUUGAACAACUCUGUAUUAACUAUACAAACGAGAAGCUCCAGCAGUUUUUCAAUCAUCAUAUGUUCGUAUUGGAACAAAGUGAGUACUUAAAGGAAGGAAUAAGUUGGCAGUAUAUUGACUUUGGCCAAGAGUUGAAACCAACCAUUGAACUUAUUGAAGGCUCGAAGAAUAAGAAAUGCAGUAUCUUUUCAAUAUUGGAUGAGGAGUGCAUUGUUCCUAAAGGUACAGAUGAUUCAUUUUUGGAAAAAUUAUUCCAUGAAUUGGAAACAAGAGACAAGAAGACCGACAAGAAAAAGCUUAGCUUCAAGCCAAACAAGGUCCGGGAUGGAUUCGUUGUCAAGCACUAUGCUGGUGAGGUUUCUUACUUUGUUGAUGGCUGGCUGGAUAAAAAUAAAGAUCCUUUAAGCAGUACAGUCGUGGAUUUACUGGCUCACUCAAAGAACACAUUUGUGUCCGAUCUUUUUGACUCUCCAGAAUUAUUACAGUCCAAUCUAUCAAACUCUCCUGUGAAAGGUGGAAGACAGAGAAAAUCAGCUAGAUUUAGAACUGUUGCUCAAAGACAUAAGGAGCAGUUGGGUGAUUUAAUGACACAACUUUCUCAUACGCACCCACAUUUCGUUCGUUGCAUUCUACCAAACAGCAAUAAAAAACCGGGAGAGUUUAAUAAUAGGUUAGUUUUGGAUCAGCUAAGAUGUAAUGGUGUGUUAGAGGGAAUAAGAAUUGCCAGAUCUGGUUAUCCUAACAGAGUUUCGUUUGAACAGUUUGCAAAGCAUUAUGCAAUUUUGUCGAAGAGGACGGUGGACAAAAAGUCCAAUUACAAAAACAUAUGUGAGCUUAUUCUGAAAGAUCUGGACCUAAAUGAAGAGGUUUAUAAAAUUGGUAUCACCAAGCUUUUUUUCAGAAAUGGUGUGUUGGCCUCAAUUGAAAAGGUGAAGCAGGAGAAACUUGAUCGGACAAUUACAGACAUCGAGGCUAUUGCUAGAGGUAUCAUAUCAAGAAGAAGCCUUAUGAAAAAAAUUGCCGAAUAUAGGGCCUCGAAAGUGAUUUUACAAAACCUUAAAUCGUACAAUAAGAUUGCUCAGGAUCCAUGGUUCAAACUUAUAAUGCAAUUGAGACCUACUUUAUCUGAUUCCAGCGCUGUGGAAUCACACUAUAUUGAAAAGAUGCAGGCUCUUGAAACAAAGGUCACGGAGCUUACGUCACAAGUUCAAGGAGAAUUAAAGUCCAAGGAGGAUCUCCAAAAGAAGUAUGAUUCAUUGAGUACAUCGGUAUCAGGCGACAGAGACCUUUUAAAGGAUAAGGAUGAGAAGCUUGCAAAGACUCAAAAGCAGAUAGUUCAACUUGAAAAGGAUAUUCAGGCAAAGAAAGAAAAGUUGGACGAGUUGCUUCAAAACCAGAAACGUACUGAUGAUAUCGAGGAGAAGAGGCAGAAACUAGAAAGUGAACUUCUGAACCUGAAAAAUAAAUACGAGUCUAAGAAGAUGGAUUCUCAGAAAGUGAAGAAGGAGUUGGAAUCUUUGAAGAAUAGUAUCAAGGAAAAGGAGGAUAUCAUUUUACGAACGAAGAAGAAGUUAUCGGAAAAUAAAAUGAAUCUUGACAAAUCACUCAAGGAGACGAAAUCACGUCUUUCCACACUUUCUGAAGAGAACACGAAGCUAAAAAAUCUUAUGGGUAUAAAAGAGUCAUCAAUCAAGGAGUAUAGAAGCCAGGUUCAGGGAAAGGAUGCCGAAUUGGUCAAAUUGAAAGCAGAUUUCGAUAAGAUUAAAUCACAACCAGCGCAGAAGAAGGUCGUCAAAGAGUUAGCGGAUCUGAAGAAAAGUUACAAGCAGCUGAAUCAUGACUUUAAAGAAACCAAGAACUUACUUGACAGUAAAAUUAGAGAAGAGAUUGACUUUGAUAAGGGGAAACAGAAAUAUGAUAAAGAAAUAUCCGAUCUGAGAGAACAUCUUAAUGGUUUGAAACAGGAGCUCUCUCUUGAAAAGAAGCUCACACAAGAGCUUCAGGAGGAAUUGAACGAUCAAAAGACUGAAAACGAGAGCUUAAUGAUGGAGAAGAAAAAGCACGAUGUUAAGUUGGCCGAAUAUAGUUUUAAACUUUCUCACGAUCAAAGUAAGAAACCUUUAAAGGAAGCUCAUUCGAUGGAUGAGGAUUCCGAACAGAUACAGGACGAAAUUGAAAUGCUUCAAACAAGAUUGGCUGCCGAAUCAUAUGAAAAUAGACAAUUGAGAGCAAAAUUGAGAAAGGCUUCAUCAGCUCCAUCGUCUGCCAGAUCUUCAUUGAUUGAAAGUAGAAGAUCAUCAAUUCACUCAAUGGGUUCUCUCUCGUCUACAAAGUCUGCUGAUAACAUUCCACCAUCUAAGGAACUACUUUUGGAACGUGCAGCCAACAAACGUCUAGAGAGAUUGAAUGUUGAACUCCAAAGACAGCUCCUUCUCAACAAAAACAGUAUUCGCAAAGCUGAAGGGCUCAAGCCUCUCGAGGAUGAUUUCAAGGUGAAGUACCAGUUGGCACAGCUGAAGAUUCAGAAUUUACAAGAGCGGUUGGUCCAAGGCCAAGAAAAUUCUACAGUGCCACCAUCAUUACCAUUGCGUAACGUUGAUAAGGAAGAGAUAAACAAUGAGAACAUAUUGAAUGGAUCCACUUUGGAUAAAUCAAGCAAGCAGUCUCUCCUAAUGAGACAGGAGAAUUUGCGGCUUAGUGCUAGAUUGAACGAACUGCAAACUAAGUUGAAGAGAUUGCAGGUUACCAGCAGUUCAACAUUUAUCCAACAGGAGGAGUUGGCCAAGCUAAAGUCCAGGGUUGUUAUUAUAGAUGGUAAGAAUAAGUCGUUACAAGAAUCUAUAGACUUCUAUAAGACGCGUGCGGAGAACUAUUAUAACAAGAUUGAAGCUGCUGAGGUGGCUGUUCAAAGUGCAAAAAGAGCACAGUCAAUGACUGAGGAUGAGCUUGAGCACACAAAACAACAGCUUGAUGUUGCUAGAAAGGAGUUCAAGGAGUCGGAUGCAAAUGUUGCCCAACUUGCUACAAAAAUCAGAGAUAUUGAGAAGGAGCUUUCCGAUAGGACAUUUGAGUUGAAGAAAGUGAAAGAAGCAUAUGAUGCUUUGAAGGAUAAAUAUGAGAAUAGUGAAGAGCUUAGAGCCUCAACAACAUCUUUGCAGAGCGAAUCACGAGAUAAAGAACUGAGUAUGCUCAAUAAAAGCCUCAUCGGUUCCAUGAACAAAGAAACGGAACUUCGAAAGCAGGUGAAAAAUAUUAUGAUUCAGAUGGAAAUUGCAAAGAAAGAGACCCAGUCACUCAAGUUCUCGAAUGUCGAGCUUUCUAAGGAAAAGGAUGGUUUAUCUAAGCAGUUGAAGGAGUGCAUGGUUAAAAGAGAUAUGCUUGCAAGGGAAAGCAAAGAGUACUCUAUGAAGGUUACAGACUUGACAUCACAAACUAAGGCAUUAAAGACUGCAAAUGAAAACUUAUCAAGGGAAAGAGACGAUCUAUUGAAGUCGAAAAAGAUGCUUGAGAAGAAGGUGGAGGAAAUUUCAGCCGAGUUUGAAAAGCACCUUGAGAAGACCAAGAAAGAUGCGUCAAACGCUGUUAGUGUUGUUCAGCUUCGUGAUGAGUUGAAGGAAUCUAAAAGUAAGAUUUCUAGUUUGAGCAAGAGGCUUUCUGAAUACCAGAAGAGAGCACAUGGUGCGACAGACACUGCUAAGAAGAUGAAGAAGGAGGCAUUGAUGAUUAUCGAGGAAAACAAGGCUCUCACGAAGUACAAUGCUAACUUGAGAUCAAAGAUUGAAGAUGCAGAGAGUAAGUACAAUGAGCAAUUGCAGACCCAGAACCAGCAUUGGACCAAGAGAGUACAGGAACUUGAAGAUAAGUUAUACAUGAGUAAUGCAACGAAAAGAGACGAUGAACAGAAGGUGUUUAAUCUUCAGAGAACAAUUAAGGAUCUCGAACAGCAUAGCACAAUGCAAAACUCAUCUAUUAAAAGAUAUACCGAUCAGGUCGAUUACUUACAAAAGACGGUCGAUCGGAUGGACUCAAAGCUUUCCGAAAUGCAGAGGAAGGAUGCUGAAAACGUGUUGAGCCUUAAACGUGCAAGAAGGCAAGUUGAGGAGUCUAAGGAGAAGGCAUUAAUGAUGGAAAAGGAAUUACUUCAGUGGAAGAUGGAUGGUGUUUCGGCAUAA